UUGAAUGGAAUUCGGUGUUGAUUGUAAUUUCUGUACGGGUUACUCUAAUUUUGUUUUAGUAUAGUUUAUGAUUAUAAGAUUUUAAAUUCUGGGUAAGUGUUGUCUUUUUGGUAUCGUUUGUGUUUUAUUUUUUAAAAGUAUGAAGAAAAAGGAAAAAGAAAUUGAAUUUAGUGUCUGGGUGUUUUUGAGGAUUGAUAAAACAUGGGUUGAUUGAUGUUUUCAGUAGCUCUAAAUCUGUUUGCUGAUUGACCAACUCUGUCACGAAAAACUGGUUUUCAUGAGUUCAUCUGAGUUUGGUGUGGAAUGUCCCUGUUUGUAGUAUCAAUCUUAUUUUACCCAGAAUGACAUAUAUAUUCUACGUUUGGAUACUUGUUUUUAAUGAAUUUAAUUAGAUCUGAUUAUAUCUCUGUUAAUUACCUUCAUUUCCCUGAUACAUGGAGUUCUUGAAGAUUACUGAUUUCAUCUUUUAAAAUGAAGGAUUAAGCAUAUUAGAGUUUGGCAAAUAUGAAGUUCAGAAAAGGGAACUCGGUGGAGGUGUUACGAAGAGAACAUGAUUCAUGUGGCUCCUGGUUUACUGCUAAUAUACUUUCAGCAGAUGGUGACAACUAUACUGUUAGGUACAAACUGGUUACGGACCAUGAAGGAAAACAAGUGGUGGAGAAGGUGCAAGGGAAGGAUGUUAGACCCCUGCCUCCAAGUGUAAACGGGAAGAGUUGGGCAAUUGGUGAUAUAGCUGAGGUGUUUGAUAUCCAGUGUUGGAGGGUAGGAAAGGUCGCAAAGGUGCUAAAGAACAAUAAUCGAUUUGUCAUUAAGUUCUUUGGAUCGAUCCAACUUAAGGAAUUUUAUGCAUCAAGCCUAAGGAUUAGGCAGGCUUGGCAUGACAACAAGUGGAUGGUGAUCGGGAUGGUUGCUCAAGGUAGAGACUUGGCCAACAAGUGUACACCAAAAAUUCCAUGCCGUGCUGGUGGCUUGCUUUUCAGGACUUCACUACAUUUGAGCAAAACUUUGCAAUCUAGACAGAAAGAUAUAGAGGGACAACAAAAGGGUAGGUCUGAUAAUGUCACCAUGUGCCUGUCCAUGAGAGCCACAAGUAAAGACUACGCCCAUCAAUCUGAAGAAUGCAAUAUGGACCCGCUCUUUGGAGGAACCCUCAAGAAAAGGAAAUCACCUCCGUGUUAUAGGGGCUGUGAUGAAACUCUUAAGAGAACACUCCCUUUAUUUAACCAGGUAGAUGAUAUUUCUUGCCCACAUGUAGGGGUUGAUGAAAAAUUCAUCAAGCGAUCAACUAACAGGAAUAACAGAAUGGAGGACACAACUCCUCACUCUUUAUAUGAUUCUUCUAGGCCUGUUCGGUCUACCGAAGAUAGUGACCAAUGCUCUGUUGCUAGCUGUAGUUUUAACGGUGUUGCUGACUAUGCUGGCCAAAUUUCUCAUAAAUCAUUGAAAAACACACCUAGUAAUUCUGAUGCUGAGUCAUCAUUCCCUUCAUUUUGUGGCAAAAGAGACUUGCUCCUGUCCCCCGUUGACAAAGUAGUCGAUAUCCAUGAACUAGAGCUUCAUGCUUACAAGUCAACAGUGGAGGCAUUGUAUGCUUCAGGUCCUUUAACUUGGGAGCAGGAGUCCCUGUUAACAAAUCUCCGCCUCUCCCUUAACAUUUCAGACGAGGAACACCUACUCCAGCUGAGACACCUUUUGUCUGCUCAAGUUCUAUGAUCUUGUUCGUGUCUCUGUGCCUUGCCGCUCAACCAAUGACAGUUUUGAGAUCUGUGAGCUAUUGCAGCUAAAUCUCUUGCAGGCGGCAGCUUAGCCUUCCGAGUGUAUAUAACAUGUAAAUUAUUUCGAGGAAUCAAGUUUUACUUGUUGAACCUUAGAACCAAUAACAGGAAUUCAUUGACUGAAUAAAUUUUUGAAUUUCAUUUUGUUUUUGUAAUAUCAAUCAUAUGUAGAAACAACUCUCGCAUUGUGAGUUUUUGAUAAUUCACUCCCAGCUCACUGAUGCCCGAAUUCUCUGAUGCAUAUAAAAGUAAU
Molecule: messenger RNA, 2028 nt
Organism: Durio zibethinus
Lineage: Eukaryota; Viridiplantae; Streptophyta; Magnoliopsida; Malvales; Malvaceae
Source: RefSeq, a predicted model, not a curated record